Rosa chinensis is the source of this 900-nucleotide messenger RNA. RefSeq lists its product as uncharacterized. Bases 1 to 900 code for a protein of 299 amino acids. The transcript has 4 exons. Lineage: Eukaryota; Viridiplantae; Streptophyta; Magnoliopsida; Rosales; Rosaceae. The record is from RefSeq and is a predicted model, not a curated record.
AUGGUGGAGGAUGGUGAUGUUCAACUCCUCAAAAUUGGAACUGUAGAUAAUCCUGCUAAUAUGUUGACAAAGUCGGUUCCAUUGUGCAAGUUCAAGCAUUGCUUGAACUUGAUUGCAAUCAAGGAAUUCAAGCUUCUUCCCAAGUCUGUUCUCAUCCUCCCCAAUAGGGACUAUUUGUAUCUUGCCUUUGAAUUAGAAAACUACACUGAAUUAUUGGGAUUUGGCUAUGACCCCAAAGGCAAAGAUUACAAGGUUGUUAGAUUGCUAGUGUAUUGUUUGUUUUCUUAUUGGUUUAAAACAGAGGUAUGUGGGUUUGACAGGGGCCACAAUCUCGUCCACAAGUUCAUCCUUUCAUUUGAUAUGGCUGAUGAACUUUUUUAUGAGAUAUCGCUUCCCUGGCAAUAUACAGAAACAUAUGGAGGGACUCAAGGGAGGCUUGCAGUGUGGAAAGGCUCUAUUGCUCUUGUUUCCUUUGAACAUGAAAUUGUGGGUCCUCAAUCCUUCGACAUAUGGGUUAUGAUGAAUAACUCCUGUGGUGUGAAGAGUCCGUGGACAAAAUAUUUGACCAUAGGACCUAUGGAAGGCAUUAACAUUCCAGUGGUUUAUCCAUUGGUAUUUUGGAAAAAUGACGAGCUUGUUAUGGUUGCUGUGGAUGGACGCGUAGUCAGGGGCGGCCCUGAGGGUGUGCACAUAGUGCCGUCGCACAAGGCCUUUGGAAAUGGGCGGCCUCCGGCUUCGAAUUUUCCAGACACUCAAGCGGUUGUUUAUAUGAGUAGUAUUGUUUCCGUUAAGGGAGGUGACAAACUUGAAGGCAUAGAUAAUACUGCUUUUUAUGGCAUCAUGACACUUCCAAAUGGCAGGUUGACGAGUGCUGGACCACAAAAAUACUCCUACUACUAG